GUUGUGGUAGCAAAGCUUCAGCAUAAUAAUCUUGUUAAGCUUUUAGGUUUUUGCAUGGAAGGAGAAGAAAAGAUACUAGUCUAUGAGUUCUUGUCCAACAAAAGUCUCGAUAUGUUCCUCUUUGGUUUGUUAACAUUCCAAGUUCCCAGCUUGCAGUCUGAUGAAUCCAUAUCCCGUUCUUGACUAAUUAGCUAAUAUAUCCAUGCACAGACACAAUGAAUCAACCGCAACUUGACUGGAUAAAACGCUACAAUAUCAUCGAAGGAAUUGCUCGAGGGAUUCUAUAUCUUCAUCGAGAUUCACGGCCCAAAGUCAUACACCGUGACCUCAAAGCAAGCAACAUUCUUCUAGAUGCUGGUAUGAACCCCAAAAUCGCCGACUUUGGCCUUGCAAAGAUUUUUGCAGUAGAGCAAACUCGAGACGAGACUAGCAGGAUAGCUGGAACCUACGGCUACAUGGCUCCUGAGUAUAUGAAUCUUGGUCAGUUCUCCAUGGAGUCUGAUGUUUAUAGCUUUGGAGUCUUGGUUCUUGAGAUAAUUAGCGGCUAUACCAGUAGUAGAUUCUACCGGAUUGAUGAUACUGAUUGCAAUCUGGUCACAUAUGCUUGGAAGAUCUGGAGCAAAGGUAUCUUUGCGGCAGAAGAAUUUGUUGACCCGACUUUCGGGGAUAAUUAUCAAAUUGAACAAGUGACUCGAUGCAUACAUAUAGCACUUUUAUGUGUUCAAGCUGAUCGUGCAGAUCGACCAAAAAUCUGUAAAAUCAACUCGAUGCUCACUUCUAGCAAAAUUAGUCUUCCAGCACCACAUGAACCAGGAUUUUUGGUACCUAGUCGAAGGGCUUGA
This is a messenger RNA of Raphanus sativus (radish), 842 nucleotides long. Its product is annotated as cysteine-rich receptor-like protein kinase 34. Gene Ontology annotation, molecular function: protein kinase activity; ATP binding. Lineage: Eukaryota; Viridiplantae; Streptophyta; Magnoliopsida; Brassicales; Brassicaceae. Gene Ontology annotation, biological process: protein phosphorylation. The coding region runs from base 216 to 842 and encodes 208 amino acids. The record is from RefSeq and is a predicted model, not a curated record. The transcript has 3 exons.